AUGUUGACCGGCAAAGACCCAAAUAUUGAGGCUAGGAUUCUUCUUGCACUGCGUGCCCUUCAAAAUGAUCCAAAAUUAAGUCUCCGACGCGCCGCAGGCAUCUACCAGGUCCGUUAUUGGACUUUAUAUCGCCGACAGAAGGGUAUCCUUUCUACGCGUGAUUCUAUCCCAAAAUCACGCAAACUAUCUGAUCUAGAAGAACAGAUCAUAGUUCAGUUCAUUCUCGAUCUGGAUUCGCGAGGGUUUCCCCCGCGACUGCGUUGUGUUGAGGAGAUGGCUAACCGAUUGCUCGCCGACCGCGAGACGCCGCCUGUCGGCAAGCGCUGGGCCUCUAACUUCGUCAAGCGACACAAAGACCUCAAGACGCAUUUCCCCCGUAAAUAUGUGUUGAAUAGUGUCAAAAGGAAGCUCAUGGAAAGAGCCAAAUGUGAAGAUCCGACCAUUAUUCGCAACUGGUUUAGGCUCGUAGCAAAUGUAAUUGCGAAGUAUGGCAUCCGACCUGAUGAAAUCUACAACUUUGACGAGACUGGCUUUAUGAUGGGCGUUAUUGCGAGCGGAAUGGUCGUCACAGGUGCUGAAAGGCGUGGAAGACCAAAAUCAGUGCAGCCUGGAAACCGGGAAUGGAUUACAGUCAUUCAGGCGAUCAAUGCCGAGGGCCAAGCGAUCCCGCCGUUCAUCAUAGGUGCGGGCCAAUAUCACCGCGCCCACUUGUUACGACCCAACUAA
This is a messenger RNA of Fusarium poae, 726 nucleotides long. RefSeq lists its product as uncharacterized. Bases 1 to 726 code for a protein of 241 amino acids. Gene Ontology annotation, cellular component: nucleus. The transcript has 3 exons. Lineage: Eukaryota; Fungi; Ascomycota; Sordariomycetes; Hypocreales; Nectriaceae. Gene Ontology annotation, molecular function: DNA binding. The record is from RefSeq and is a predicted model, not a curated record.